AUGUCCUUUGCGGACUACGAAGCUGCCGGCUGGCACCCUAGGCAUGUUCAUAGCCAUCAGCGCCAUCACACCGUGACCGCGAGUCCCGUCCCGACAUACGUAAACAGGAGCGUUCCAACUUAUAGUCUAGCAGGCCAGGAUCAGGCAUCUCAUCCCAGUAACCUAGCUUCUCCGCGGUAUUCCCCGAAUGUUCAACCAUGGAAGAGGCAGCAGCCACAGAACUCUCUCUCCUUCAUCCGAUCAACAUCUCCGCGCGCCGAGCAGUCUGAGUAUACCGUAUCGCAACCAAGACGUUCAGCAGACCGCGGCACGACCUCUAUUUCACCUUUUCGAUCGGUGCGCAAGAUGAAAGAACCUUUCCAACUUCGUCUCCCAGCAUCCCCUUCUUUCGAGAAUGGUUCAGCUCCUACUCGGGAGUCACCGACCACUUCACGACCUCCUGAAAUUCGGACACUGCGAGCCUGGCGAUCAGACCAGAACCUCACGGCCUCGACCCUAGAGACAUUCGGCCUUCUCCCGAGUCCUCCAUUAUCUGACACUCAACGCUCCCAGGCUUCACUGGCGUCUACAUACUUCUCUUCGAAACCAGGGUCUGAGAUUGACAACGAUCGAGAAGCUGAUGACUGUACCUGCCAUCCUCGAACAGCUUCCUGUCAACACUGCACUCCUCAGACACCUGCAACUGACGUAUCCGUUCAAGAGUGCUCGGGUGAGGCGACCAAUGUACACAUGGCACAUUCCAACCUUGUGAAACAAUGUGAGUUGGGCAAUAUGCAGUUCAAUCCUGCAACAACGGAUUCAAGAUGUAUGUCACCCCGUGCAACCUGCUCGGGUACAGACUCGGUAGGGGUGAGGAACUUUUCUGGAUCAUCUUCGAGGGCAGAGCGGAGUAGGUCUGGCACAGUCUCGAGUGAGGGUAGUUGGGUCCCAAGCAGUCUCUCAUAUUGCGAGACAUGGCUCCAGGGAGCUCCAAUGGAGUCGGCAGAGAAGGAAGCCGGCAAAUCCAAGGUUUCUAAUCGAAGGAAGUUUCAAAUUGUUCAAAAGAGCCCGUUCGUUCCGGACUGGAAUCGUGAACAUAAUGAUGCGAUGCUCGCGGUAAAAAGCAAAACAAAGCCUAAGUUGGUUGAUAUCUCUCGACAAUCCUCUCCAGCAAUGAGCUACUCGCUCCCUACUCCGACAAGUACCAUACCCGCCACACCCGAUCACAGUCUGCCAGAGGUUUCGGCCUUUAGUCCUGACACGCCACUGGAAAUGUCCGACAGCGGAUAUUCUACGCAUAGUUCCACUUACUCUUCAAAGGGAGAUUGUGACGAUAAAGAAGAUGAAUAUACAGACUCGAGCUCUGUCGCUUCAGAAGCCGCCAGUGAAACCAUCACCUGUGACCAAACACGAGAAAAUGCGGACAGCUCGGAGACAAAUCCAAAACCACAUCCACAUAAAUCCCUUCCGUCGCCGCGAAUACAUGCAUCUUCCGACGCCUCGUCGACAAGGUCUGACAAGGAAGAGUUAGAGAAGUGGUGGGAUCAUGAGUGGACGAUAGACCAGCUAGAGCACUCAGUCAAAGACUUUCCACAGAACAUGCUCCGCCUUACCUCUCCAGUUGUCAUGUUCCUGCGUCAAAAUCACGAACGGGCCCUACUACGCCCUUUCCGCCAAAUAUUCCCCGACGCCCCUCAAUCGCUUCUCGAUUCUCUCUGUGCUGUUUUGAUUGCGAAAAACUAUCUACUCUCUUUGCCGUCGCUGUGCCGCAGAACACUUAAUGGGCCGCCUCGUGCCCAGGUUUCAAAGCUAGACACGGUGCCGGAGAAGGCUACUUCAAUUCUUGGAAUGAAGUUUGCGCAAGCUCCGCCUUUGCGUAUCCGGGACGAGGUGCUUGGAUCUCGAAGCAGCAAACUUAACCAAGAUCUCGAUCGAAUUGCGGAUAACCUUCUAUUUACACUCCGAGGCCCUCAUGACGAGGCCCUCAAGUCGUCCGUGCUAGUUCUAAUGCAGGUCCUGGAGACCAAAGCAUAG
This is a messenger RNA of Aspergillus versicolor CBS 583.65, 2013 nucleotides long. RefSeq lists its product as uncharacterized. NCBI's taxonomy places the organism in Eukaryota, Fungi, Ascomycota, Eurotiomycetes, Eurotiales, Aspergillaceae. The transcript is spliced from 2 exons. Bases 1 to 2013 code for a protein of 670 amino acids. The record is from RefSeq and is a predicted model, not a curated record.